AUGCUAGCCGAUACAAUCAACAUAAAGCAGCAGCAGCAGCAACUUCAUGUUCUGUUUAUUGAUUCUUACGAUUCAUUUACGUAUAAUGUGGUAAGACUAAUUGAACAACAAACCAAAAUCUCACCAGAAGUCAACGCCGUGCACGUGACAACAAUUCACAGUGAUACGUUUCAGUCUAUGGCCCAACUACAGCCGCUUUUGCCACUCUUUGAUGCUAUUGUGGUUGGCCCAGGGCCUGGAAAUCCUAACAAUGGUGCACAAGAUAUGGGUAUAAUAUCUGAACUUUUUGAAAAUGCCAAUGGGAUUUUAGAUGCCGUUCCGAUAUUGGGUAUAUGUCUUGGAUUUCAAGCAAUGUGUUUGGCUCAAGGUGCUACAGUCUGUGAAUUGGAUACUAUAAAGCAUGGACAAGUGUAUGAAAUGUGUCUGAAAGAUGAGGCCAGAUCAUGUGGUCUCUUUAGCGGAUAUCCCGAUACAUUCAAAUCUACGAGGUACCAUUCAUUGCAUGUUAAUGCUGAAGGCGUUGACAAUCUUUUACCUUUGUGCUCGACCAAAGAUGAGAAUGGAACUCUUUUAAUGAGCGCACAGAUUAAACAUAAGCCAUGGUUUGGCGUACAAUACCAUCCGGAAUCAUGCUGUUCAGAAUUAGGAGGACUAUUAGUCAGUAACUUUCUCAAGUUGAGUUUUUCCAACAAUAUGAAAACAGGAAGGUGGGAAAGCAAGAAACUUAAUAGAAAUUUUUCCGAUAUUCUAUCUAAACUAGAUAGGACUAUUGAUAGAGACCCCAUAUACAAGAUAAAGGAUGAGUAUCCGAGCGGUGAUAAGACCACCUAUGUGAAGCAGUUUGAAGUCUCCAAAGACCCAAAAUUGACAUUCGAAAUCUGCGAUAUUAUUCAAGAACCAAAAUUUGUUAUGUCAUCUUCGGUUAUUAGUGAAAAUAGAGGCGAAUGGUCCAUCAUUGCUUUACCAAAUUCCAAAUCCAAAGUGUUCAGUCACUAUGGAGCUAUCAAGAAGACUACGGUUUAUAAUUGGCAAGAUGAAAAAGUUAGCUAUUCUAUGUUGAAAAAAUGUUUAGAUGGACAAGAUUUGGACUUGCAUGGCCCCCUCACAGUAAUAAAGGAAGAUGAAUCUCAAUUUUGGAUUACCUUGGGUAAAUUCAUGGAAAAUAGGAUAAUUGAUAAUCAUAGAGAAAUACCUUUUAUUGGAGGACUUGUUGGUAUUUUAGGUUAUGAAAUAGGCCAGUACGUUUCAUGCAACCGUUGUGGUGAUGAUGAAGAUUCACAUAUACCAGAUGCCAAACUGGUUUUUAUCAACAAUAGUGUAGUCAUCAAUCAUAAGGAAGGAAAGCUUUAUUGCAUUUCUCUGGAUAGUACAUUCCCUGUAACCCUGGAACAAUCACUAACAGAUAAUUUUGUGCUCAAGAAAGAUAUCAAGAAAAAAAUUUCCUGGCCAGAGUAUUUACCCAAGGAGGUGGACUUCACGAUAACCAUGCCCGAUAAGGUUGACUAUGCAAACGCAUUUGCGAAAUGUCAGGAUUAUAUGCAUAAGGGUGAUUCUUAUGAAAUGUGUCUCACCACACAAACGAAAGUUGUGCCUUCUUCAGUGAUAGAGCCCUGGAGGAUUUUCCAAACUUUAGUACAAAAAAAUCCUGCUCCAUUUUCAAGUUUUUUUGAGUUCAACGACAUUGUUCCCAACCAAGGUGAAAGGCCUCCUGUUUUAUGUUUCCUAAGCACUUCUCCUGAAAGGUUUUUAAAAUGGGACGCAGAUACGUGUGAAUUACGUCCUAUCAAGGGAACUGUGAGAAAAGGACCUCAAAUGGACCUGUUUGAAGCCACCAAGAUUUUGAAGACACCAAAAGAAUUUGGCGAGAAUUUAAUGAUUCUCGACUUGAUCCGAAAUGACCUUUACGAACUGGUUCCUGAUGUUAGAGUCGAGGAGUUCAUGUCCGUGGAAGAAUACGCCACUGUCUACCAACUUGUUAGUGUUGUAAAGGCCCAUGGACUAACCUCGGCAAGUAAGAAGACGAGAUACUCAGGCAUGGAUAUUCUUAAGCACUCGCUUCCUCCAGGGUCCAUGACUGGGGCCCCCAAGAAAAUCACCGUGCAAUUAUUGCAAGACAAGAUAGAAACAAAGUUAAACAACCAUGUCAAUGGCGGAGCCCGUGGUGUGUAUAGCGGAGUUACAGGAUAUUGGUCUGUCAAUUCCAACGGAGACUGGUCUGUCAACAUUAGAUGUAUGUACUCCUACAACGGUGGAGCCAGCUGGCAGCUGGGAGCAGGGGGGGCCAUCACCGUUUUAAGCACACUUGAUGGAGAACUAGAAGAGAUGUACACCAAGUUGGAGAGCAACUUACAAAUUUUCAUGUAG
Messenger RNA from Saccharomyces mikatae IFO 1815, 2364 nucleotides. RefSeq names its product 4-amino-4-deoxychorismate synthase (gene ABZ1). The coding region runs from base 1 to 2364 and encodes 787 amino acids. The transcript has a single exon. Gene Ontology annotation, biological process: L-tryptophan biosynthetic process. NCBI's taxonomy places the organism in Eukaryota, Fungi, Ascomycota, Saccharomycetes, Saccharomycetales, Saccharomycetaceae. The record is from RefSeq and is a predicted model, not a curated record.